Leptosia nina is the source of this 1218-nucleotide messenger RNA. The record is from the annotation of a GenBank genome assembly. Lineage: Eukaryota; Metazoa; Arthropoda; Insecta; Lepidoptera; Pieridae.
AUGUCCCAAGGGGCUAACUUAGAGAAAUAUAGGGAUUAUAAAAAUUAUAAAUACUAUGAAGUGACUGGAUGCCAAGACAGCUUGGAAGGCUUAAAAGCUCUUUUGCUGAAGAAAGAUUCUUCGUUAGUCCAUUCAGGAUCUCUGAAUACGUCUCAAAUAGUUUUGUCUCCCCGCUUGGUUCCAGUGCUGAAUUCCUUCGCACAGAAGGAACGUUUGAAGGCAAAGGUUUUAUACGAUGAUGUUUCAGAAAUUAUUAACUUGGAAAAAGGCAGCGCACGACGUAGAUUAGACAAAUUCUCUUGGGAUGCAUAUUAUGACGUAAAAGAGAUUCAUAACUUCAUUCUUAACACGAGCAAACUGCACCCUGAGAGUACAGAGCUGAUUGUAGGCGGAAAGAGUUAUGAAGGGAGAAAAAUAUUGGGACUUCGCAUCAACACACCUUAUGAGAAAGGGCAGAGGGAGACCGGAAAACCGGUUUUCUUUAUAGAGUCAGGAAUACACGCCCGCGAAUGGAUAGCACCGGCCACGACAACAUACUUCAUCAAUCAACUGCUAACAAGCGGGGACCCGGAUAUAGUUGGACUUCGGGACCGGUUCGACUGGCGGAUAUUCCCGACGGUUAAUCCGGACGGAUACCACUACAGUUACAACAUCGACAGAUAUUGGAGGAAAACUCGGUCACGCUCAUCGAAUGGAUGUCGAGGCGCCGACCCCAAUAGGAAUUGGGACUAUAAUUGGGGACAACACUCCGCAUCAGACCGACCAUGCGACUACCAACUGUACGCCGGUUCGCGCCCUUUCUCAGAAGUCGAAACGAGAACGCUAUCAAAUUACAUUUCGAAGAUAGACAACUUGCUGUUCUAUGUGGCUUUCCAUUCGUAUGCUUCGCUGCUGCUGCUUCCGUAUUCAGAUUCCACAGACCAUGUCGACAAUUAUGACGAUUUGGUCCAAAUUGGCAAAAGGUCAAUUGAAUACGGAAGCCGUGUAAAUAAUAUAACAUAUGACGGUCCAGGGACGGCUGCUGAAACGUUAUACAAAGCAUCUGGUGGCAGUAUGGACUGGGUUCGCUACGCCAUGAACACUCGCCUGGUCUACACAUAUGAACUCAGAGGUUCAUCCUUCCACUGGCCUCCCGAGAGAAUAGCAGAGCAGGGAGAUGAAGUCACUCAAAUGAUGUUGGGUCUCGCUGAUGGUGCUAAGGAAUUGGGAUAUCUUUGA